Drosophila sechellia is the source of this 733-nucleotide messenger RNA. RefSeq lists its product as uncharacterized. The transcript has 2 exons. Lineage: Eukaryota; Metazoa; Arthropoda; Insecta; Diptera; Drosophilidae. The record is from RefSeq and is a predicted model, not a curated record. The coding region runs from base 105 to 698 and encodes 197 amino acids.
UUAUAGAUAAGAAGUAUAAUUAUAAUUAAAAACUGAUAAGGAAACUACUAUAAAACCCGAAGAGUGCAUUAAAAGAAUUGCAGUCACUUGCUAAGAUUUGCAAAAUGUCAUUUCCUCGGAUCAUAUUUUUCCUAGUGAUGCUGGCAUUUGCCAGGAGUGAUCCUGUGGAACGGAAUACAGUAGCUAUAUGCCAGUUUUUCCAACACGUUCGAGCGUUUCAAGCAGACUGGUGGGAGGACUCAGUUAUCCUGAUGAAGAGAAUGUUGGAGGAAAUGGUCACUGCCCUAGUGCCCUAUCCCGAAUAUGCAGAUUACAGGAAAUCCAUGCUGGACUAUCUCGAGCAUGGAAAGACCAUAGUUACGUCCAGUCGUUUGGAAGAUAAGAUGGCAUUUGUUCAAGGAUUCAAUGAACACGGUGAACAGCCAAUUCUAGUCGGAUCACCCUCCAAGAGGCAGGCGCUCACCAGACCUCUAAAUCACUUCCAAUCGAACAUGAUUUCCAAAGUGUUCACUGAGUUCCAUAAAAAGCUGAUCAAAGCUGCUGGCGACAUGGAGCGAGUAGUACGAUUCCCGGAUAACUCUGCUAGGGGGGAACUGUUUAGGCUUCUCGAGCAAUAUCGGGCCAGUGGUAUGGGAAGUAUGACUGAAGAGAUAGCUUCUCGUAUCCUGGCGCUCAAGGAUAAAUACCAAUGUGCCUAAAUAAUUUCUCUAUAAUAAAUUGAUUAUGUUUGGAA